CUCACCAGAGCGUAGUCAGUGUUGGGUCCCGCACCACUCUCUCCCGUGCUCCGGGGCCACCAGUGUCUUAUUCCGCUUCUCAGAUUUACUUGCCCCUCGCUGGCGUUGAGGUCCCCCAGUGUUUGGGUGACGGGUCUAAACCUACGAUUCAUCAAGAUGAGGUGGAUGACAGUGUGGGUGAGAGUGGCGGUGUGGGCGGCGGUUGCCGUGUCCAGUGGGCGGACCUUCAGUGGAGCAAGUGUGGGCGUGGCAUGUGACUCCAUGCAGCCGGGCCACCUGUCUUUGGGCGCCCAGACCUCUUCGCCUCCCUACGGCAUCUUCAUCACUCCCAGAAAUACUUCUUAUUAUGUGACGGUGUAUGGACAGGGAAACCGAGAGUUCAAGGGGUUCCUGUUGCAAGCCAGGGACGAGAAGGGCCAGCGUGUAGGUCGCUUCACUAAGGUGCAGAAGCCCGGCAGAAUCAUCGAGUGUUCCUUCGACGGGGGCGCCGUCCAGCACAGGAGAGGGGACUCUAAGACCCAAGUGACGGCCAGGUGGGAACCUCAAGGCUUCAAGGGUCAGAUGCAGUUCAGGGCGACGGUGGUGGAGUCCUACACCACCUACUGGAUGGACGUCCUCUCCGAGCACCUCUCCUUCUAGCUACCUUCGUCCUCCAGCAACACCUGAUGGACGUCCUCUCCGAGCACCUCUCCUUGUAGCUACCUUCAUCCUCCAGCAACACCUGAUGGACGUCCUCUCCGAGCACCUCUCCUUCUAGCUAGCCUAGGGACUUGCCAGUACGCCACGAGACUGUCACUUUGCUGUGAGGCUCCAGGGCCGAUCAGCGGGUCAUGCGUGCAGUCGGCAAGUACCAUGAGCAGACAUGUUGGGACCCGAAAGAUGGUGAACUAUGCCUGGCCAGGAUGAAGCCAGAGGAAACUGGUGGAGGUCCGUAGCGAUUCCACGGUUAUGACCCAGUGGAUCAUAACUAUUUAAUAUUAUCUAACUUUAACCCUCUAGAUUCAUGUUUUCAGCCUAUGGUAGUAUUAAUUAUAAUUAUUGAUCAUGGAAUGGUACUUUCAAGUAGCAGUGUAGUGAUAUAUUGUUUAAUGAUGUAGCAUGCUUGUAUUAUUAAUUAUAAACAUUCUAUAUGGUUAUUAGUGAGGUGAAGGGGAGUUACGUAUGUUUGUUCCUAUGUAACUCGUAUGAACGAGUUGUUCAUACGAGUUAAGGUGCACAUACAGGUCUGUAACGCGUUGGAAUAACAUUGUAUUUAUUGAGGUGGCUGGGACUGUCAGAGCUACCAACGGUAGAGGUUACCUUAAUGUAAUAUUAUGCACCACUGUUAUGUAGAUAAUUGGUAAGGAGUAUUGAGUGUUAAUUGAUUGGAACUAAUAAUUACUGUUCUCGUUAUUAAUAACAUUGUUAGCCAAUUGCGAGUAUAUUAGACUUUUUCUGUUGGGUCAUAUGUAGUAGGGUUGGCCUCUUUGAAUUGGUGCGGCGUGAAGCACAUUCAUGCCCAGUCUGCAGUAGCUGCUGGAACGUCAUGGGUAGAGGACACGCUGCUCUCUCAGAUAAGUAUUAUUUUUUGUUUAGACUUGUGGGUGGAACAACCUGUCUGUGUGGAUAUGUUAAUUAAUUCAGUAAAUAACUGGAGCGCCUAGUGAACUUAAUGUGUGCAGAUAAUAAUGUUACACGCUUAUUAGCCGGUUUAUUAAUGAUUGAGUAACCAGUGAGUUAGGGAAAUUAUUUCUUAUAUGUUUUAACGUUGUUGUUGGUUAUUUCUGAUUAUACUGGCGGUUGUUGAACUCUAGUGUUUCACUCCAUUAGAGUUAGUCAUAUUUCCGUGAGCCAGGACACGGGAGACAUCUCCCGUCACGCAGGGUGCAGUCGCACCUCCACAGAUCUCCAGUAUCAGCUCUUGAUACUGGUAAUGGCUCAAAUGGGCCACCACUUACGGGCUAUUCAUGCCCGUGCCACCUUUUGGGUGGCUUAAUCUUCAUCAAUCAAUCACCGUGAGCCACAUACCAGUAGCACCCACAACCCUGCUGGUAGACGUUAUCUCCGAGCAGCCCUCCAUCUAGCUACCCCCGUCUGAAGACUUAAGACUAGAUACAGGACUAAGAUACCCAUUGGGCGAGCUUGACGUGGGUACAGCUGAAGAGAAGUCGGUGAGAGGAAGUGCUGAAGUUGUAGAAAAAGAGCCAGCGCUGAACCAGGCUGCGUGUCUAGAGUCGAUGCUGAAACAAAUCCAUAACUAAAUAGGCGUUGAGUUGGGUCAGGAAGGGCGGCUAUGGCAGUGGUUCUUCAAACUAGGUUUUGGCAACCUGUCUUUUGGUGGUGUCUUCAUUCUUGAGUCUUCUUUAGCUUCACUCUAGCCUUCUUGUAAGCUCCACUCUAGCCUUCUUGCACACUAAUGCCCAACGCUGGGAUUGUAUAUUAUACUAGUUAUUAUUUUGUUUUAAACGCUACUUUUCUCAAAGUUGUGUCUUAUGUUAUUAUACUUGUUUCUUCGUAAUACCUUUAUAUGUGCUGGAAAUUACUGUGUCGCGUCAAAUAUAUGUUGGCCUACUGCAAGAUAUUUUCCCUGUGAUAUAGAACAUAUUUAGGUUAAUGUAGGUAGACCCAGCGUUUGUUAGUAAUUUUGCAUUAUAUAUGUAUAAACCUGUUAAUAUGUAAAAUCUUGUUCCUAAAACAAUUAAUAAAGAAGACUAUAUAUAUUCAGCAUUGUG
Procambarus clarkii (red swamp crayfish) is the source of this 2711-nucleotide messenger RNA. Its product is annotated as defense protein l(2)34Fc. The record is from RefSeq and is a predicted model, not a curated record. Gene Ontology annotation, cellular component: membrane. Lineage: Eukaryota; Metazoa; Arthropoda; Malacostraca; Decapoda; Cambaridae.